Messenger RNA from Ceratotherium simum simum (southern white rhinoceros), 2011 nucleotides. The record is from RefSeq and is a predicted model, not a curated record. Lineage: Eukaryota; Metazoa; Chordata; Mammalia; Perissodactyla; Rhinocerotidae.
CGCCCCCAGCCCUGUGCUCUCCCUCCUCCAGGCCCCUGAGUGCCAGUGGUGGUGUUGUCCCUUGUCGCCUGGAACCCCAUGCAGCAGGAAGCCAGGCCUAGCGGGGCUGGGGCCCGCACCCGAUUCCUGCCCCUGCGGUCACAGCGCCCCGAGGGGGCCGGGGACGCGGUGAUGUACGCCUCCACGGAGUGCAAGGCCGAGGUGACGCCCUCGCAGCACGGCAACCGCACCUUCAGCUACACGCUGGAGGACCACACCAAGCAGGCCUUCGGCAUCAUGAACGAGCUGCGGCUCAGCCAGCAGCUGUGCGACGUGACGCUGCAGGUCAAGUACGGGGACGUGCCGGCCGCCCAGUUCAUGGCCCACAAGGUGGUGCUGGCCUCCUCCAGCCCCGUCUUCAAGGCCAUGUUCACCAACGGGCUGCGGGAGCAGGGCAUGGAGGUGGUCUCCAUCGAGGGCAUCCACCCCAGGGUCAUGGAGCGCCUCAUCGAGUUCGCCUACACCGCGUCCAUCUCCAUGGGCGAGAAGUGCGUGCUGCACGUCAUGAACGGCGCCGUCAUGUACCAGAUCGACAGCGUGGUGCGCGCCUGCAGCGACUUCCUCGUGCAGCAGCUGGACCCCAGCAACGCCAUCGGCAUCGCCAACUUCGCCGAGCAGAUCGGCUGUGCCGAGCUGCACCAGCGCGCCCGCGAGUACAUCUACAUGCACUUUGGGGAGGUGGCCAAGCAAGAGGAGUUCUUCAACCUGUCGCACUGCCAGCUGGUGACGCUCAUCAGCCGGGACGACCUGAACGUGCGCUGUGAGAGCGAGGUCUUCCACGCCUGCAUCAACUGGGUCAAGUACGACUGCGAGCAGCGGCGCUUCUACGUGCAGGCGCUGCUGCGGGCCGUGCGCUGCCACUCGCUCACGCCGCAUUUCCUGCAGAUGCAGCUGCAGAAGUGCGAGAUCCUGCAGUCGGACUCCCGCUGCAAGGACUACCUGGUGCAGAUCUUCCAGGAGCUCACGCUGCACAAGCCCACGCAGGUGAUGCCCUGCCGGGCCCCCAAGGUGGGCCGGCUCAUCUACACGGCCGGCGGCUACUUCCGCCAGUCGCUCAGCUACCUGGAGGCCUACAACCCCAGCGACGGCACGUGGCUGCGGCUGGCCGACCUGCAGGUGCCGCGCAGCGGCCUGGCGGGCUGCGUGGUGGGCGGGCUGCUGUACGCCGUGGGCGGCCGCAACAACUCGCCCGACGGCAACACCGACUCCAGCGCCCUGGACUGCUACAACCCCAUGACCAACCAGUGGUCGCCCUGCGCCCCCAUGAGCGUGCCGCGCAACCGCAUCGGCGUCGGCGUCAUCGACGGGCACAUCUACGCCAUCGGCGGCUCGCACGGCUGCAUCCACCACAACAGCGUGGAGAGGUAUGAGCCGGAGCGGGAUGAGUGGCACUUGGUGGCCCCGAUGCUGACACGGAGGAUCGGGGUGGGAGUGGCUGUCCUCAACCGGCUGCUCUACGCCGUUGGGGGCUUUGACGGAACGAACCGCCUCAACUCGGCCGAAUGUUACUACCCAGAGAGGAACGAGUGGCGAACGAUCACACCCAUGAACACCAUUCGAAGCGGGGCAGGAGUCUGCGUCCUGCACAACUGCAUCUAUGCUGCGGGGGGCUACGAUGGUCAGGACCAGCUGAACAGCGUGGAGCGCUAUGACGUGGAGACAGAAUCGUGGACUUUCGUGGCCCCCAUGAAGCAUCGGCGGAGCGCCCUGGGGAUUACCGCGCACCAGGGAAGGAUCUACGUUCUCGGAGGCUACGAUGGUCACACGUUCCUGGACAGUGUGGAGUGUUACGACCCCGACACGGACACCUGGAGCGAGGUGACCCGCAUGACGUCGGGCCGGAGCGGGGUGGGUGUCGCAGUCACCAUGGAACCCUGCCGCAAGCAGAUCGACCAGCAGAACUGCACCUGUUGAGCCGCCUUUGUUUCUGGGGCAAAAAAAGGUCCGAUGGAGAGUAUUGUCGUUUUUGUAC